Molecule: messenger RNA, 3660 nt
Organism: Closterium sp. Yama58-4
Lineage: Eukaryota; Viridiplantae; Streptophyta; Zygnematophyceae; Desmidiales; Closteriaceae
Source: the annotation of a GenBank genome assembly
AUGGGGGACCGCGGAAGGAGCGGAGGCGCGGGGGCAGGGACGGGGACGGGGACCGAAGCCAGGAGCGCGGAGGCGGAAUGGGCGGCGCAGCAGGCGGCGUUCAGGCAAUCCGCGGAGAGGCUAGCCGCGGACAGCGCGUGGGACGGGGGGGAAUGGUCGAGCUCCGCGUCCGCGCGCGGAGCCUCCCAGUUCCGCUCCGCCGCCGCCGCGGGCGCCGCGCUAGACGCGUCCCUGCAACGCCCGCUCGCCCUCACCUUCUUCUCCGCCCCGAAACCCCAACCGGAAGAGCUCACCUCCGGAAGCCUACAGCAGCAAGCCGUCCUCUCCUGGCUUAGGCUAGAAUCCCCGACAGUGGCUGUUAGCGUGGUACUAUUCGGUGAUCCGUCUGACGCGGUUCUGACGUCGUUUGCGGCGCAGUUCCCCGAGGGGCGCGUGUGGAUGGAGCAGGUGGACGGGAACUUCAUGGGCACGCCCAUGUUCCAAUCCAUGGUGGCUCGAGGGUUAGUCGAGGGCCCCGGUUUGGGUCGCCGGUUUGACGACGGGCGCGGGGCGGGCGGGAGGGGCGGCGGGGGGCGCGCGGGAGGGGGAAGCGGCGCGGGAGCGGGGGCAGGGGAUGGCGGGGUGAUGAGUGUUUCUGUGCUGAUCAACGCGGAUAUUAUUCUGCUGAAGGAUUUUCCGCUGGCGCUGCGCAAGGCGGCGGCGCGCUUCCCGUACUUCCUCCUCACUGCCAUGCGCUGGGACGCGGAGGUGGUGGCGUGGGCGAGAGAGGAGGGAGUGCUGCACACGUAUGGCGGGUUGGACCUGUGGGCGUGGAACAACCCGCCCCUGCAGAUCGGCCUCACGACGAAACCCAUCCCGCCCUUCACCUUUGGUCGUGGCAGGUACGACAACUGGCUGCUGAGCGAGGCAGUUUCAUCGGGGGUGCGACCGGUGAUAGACGCCAGUGACGCUCUCACGUCCAUCCACGUGAACCACUCGUACCACCACAUGCAGCGCGGGAACCUUCUCCCGGAAAAAGCAGGCAACUUCUGGUCGGUCAACAAGCGCAGCAGCUGGGAGGUCUUCGCCAACAUCCACCUCUCCCAUGUGCACGGCUCGUGGUCGUCGCAGGAGGGCAUGGCGUGGCACGCGCCCUGGAAGCUCAUGCGCUGCGAUGAGCCCGCCUCCGCGCACCUCUGCCUGCUGCGCCGGGUCAAGCCGGGGUCGUGCCGCUGCGAGAGCUCGCCCUUUGUGCACAAAACGCAGAGCGAGCCGAAGCUGCAUGGAAGGAAUAUCGUGUGCGGGGUGUAUAACACGGAAGGGAAGCCGGAUUUGCCGGUGAUGAUGCCGCUGAAUACUGCUUCUCCGGUUGUUGGGCUGCCUCACCUGCUGGAGCAGCUGCUGCCGCAGGUAGCCGAUUCAAGCGGCACGGUCACCAUGCUGGCAGCCACUUUCGACUCCAAGGAGGUCGUCGCUGAUUUCGUCUGCCGUGCUGCCCGCCUCUCCACGCGCAACAUCGUCGUCGCUGCACUCGACGCCGCAGCCUACCGCUACCUCUUCCUUCAAGGCAUUGCCGUGUUUUACCAGAGCACGAAUCUCGACGGUUACUUUCUCCCUCCGGAGCAGACGGAUAGUGGGAAGGGCGGUGGCGGGGGGAGUGGGGGUGGCAUGUGGAAGGUGCUACUGGGGAGGGUGGGCGCGGGGAAGGGGGCGGCGGGGGGAGGUGCGGGGGGAGGUGCGGGGGGAGGUGCGGGGGCGGCGCAGGGGGAGCGUGUGGUGGAGGGGACGAGGGAGUGCUUUCAUGGGUCUCCCUGCUUCUCGCGGUUCCUGCUGGCGAAGGUGACGGCGAUAGCAUCAGCACUGCACCUGGGCUUCAACGUCCUGUGGCUGGACACUGUCUUCGUCGGCUGGCUCGCCAUUCUUUCCGUCACCGCCAUUCUCCCCGCGUGUGCGCUCUCCCGCAGCGCCAUCGCAGCCUCGCUCCUCUCAUCCUCCCCGUCCUUCCCCGUCGUUUCCGCCCCCGCAAUCGGGUCUCGUUCCACUCUCCCGCCAUCGAUUUUUCCCGCUGUUGCGACCGAUGCUUGUUCCGCUCUCCCAUCGCGGACCGCAACAGUGGGGGCUUGUUCCGCUCUCCCGACGUGGGGGUUCCGGGCUGCGACAGCGGGGGUUCGGGCCAUGGCGAGCAAAGCCAAGAAGAAGAAGCAACCAGCGGGGGGCGACGGUCUGACUGGAGACGCAGUGGGGGUGGUUAUUGAUGCUCCUGCACGGGAGGGCGAGGCAAAUGCGGCUCUACUAGAGUUCAUGGCCGAUAAUAUCAUGGUUGCAGACCUUGCCCCUGCCUGCCACUCCAAUGCAGAGAGUCAAACCACUGGCAUCUACACAGUUGCUGACCAUGGCGCGAGCCAGGAGCUUCGGCGGCGAGUAGACGAAUCCAUGGACGCCAUUCAUCGCACGCUCACCAAGUACAAGCCCAACGAGAUCGCCUUCAGCUUCAACGGCGGCAAGGACUCCACCGUUAUAUUACACCUACUGCGCGCAGCCAUGGCGUGUAACUGGCCGUCGACUCACCUCCACCGCUGCCGCUCCAACCCCGAGCUCCGCUCCUCCUGUUACUGCGCCCUCUCCGCGACCCACGGCGACAGCUGCGACGGCUGCGACGACUGCGGCGACGACGAUGCGCCGUUCGCGCCGCACACGCUGUCGUCUUCGUCCGACUGCCUCCUGGCGCCGUCAGCGCGGGGGCGCGUCUCGCGGUCCGAGGCGGGGGACGAGGAGAGUGGCGAGUCGUUCAAAAUGGGGACGACCGCCACGUUUGACGACGAGGAAACGGACGACGGGAAGGCGGAGGCGGAGGCGGAGGCGGAGGCGGAGGGGAAUAUGGGGGGAAACGACGACGGGUGGGAGGGGGAAGCGGACGGGCUGUGCGCCAUCUUCUUCCGCGAUAAGGACAGCUUCGCGGAGGUGGAUCGGUUCACGUUCGACAUGGCGCGGCGGUACGGGCUUGCGCUGCUGCAGACGAAGGAAGGGUUCAAGGAAGGCGUGAUGGCGCUGCAGCGGAAGAGGCCCGUGAAGGCGAUCUUCCUUGGCGUGCGGAUCAACGACCCGAAAGGGAAGGGCCAGCAGGUGUUCGCAGAGAGCUCGCCCGGGUGGCCGCCCUUCAUGCGCGUGAACGUGAUUCUCAACUGGACCUACAGAGACGUCUGGGAGUUCCUGCUGCUCACGCGUGUGCCCUACUGCUCGCUCUACGAUGAAGGUUACACCUCUAUUGGAGGAGUGAGCGAUACCGAGCCUAACUCAGCACUUCGGAAGGCCAGCGACAUCCGCACUUUCCCGCCGGGCCUGUGCCCGUACCUGUGGCUCCUGGCAGAGGCAACAGCAGGGCAAGGAGAGCGGUACAGGAACUGCCCUUUCCUCCCAGCCUACUUCCUGACUGAUGAGACACUGGAGCGAGCAGGGAGACACAAGAAAGAUGCUCAUGCACACGCACAUGCACCGGUGAAGGAACCCAGCAACACAGGGAAGGUUGAGGGCUCUGUUGCUGCUUCAGAUGCAGGGAAGGAGAAUGUGGCUGAGGAGGGGGAUGAGGGGAGCGGAGGGAAACGUGUGGAGGGAAAGACCAAGGAAGAGAUGACCAAGGAGCAUGCGCCUGCUGCUCUGCGCAGUGCCCUUGUGGUGGUUUGA